Molecule: messenger RNA, 4094 nt
Organism: Cyprinodon tularosa
Lineage: Eukaryota; Metazoa; Chordata; Actinopteri; Cyprinodontiformes; Cyprinodontidae
Product: atrial natriuretic peptide receptor 1-like
Exons: 21
Coding region: 1-3198 (1065 amino acids)
Biological process (GO): receptor guanylyl cyclase signaling pathway; cGMP biosynthetic process; protein phosphorylation
Cellular component (GO): membrane
Molecular function (GO): guanylate cyclase activity; peptide receptor activity; protein kinase activity
Source: RefSeq, a predicted model, not a curated record
AUGAUCUGGGUCAAGGAGACCAGAACUCUUCUGAUGGUUCUUCUGUUUCUGUUGGACCUGUCUGCUGGCCGAGAGCCUCGAGGUCACGUCAGGCGCCACGCCCAUCGACACCGCGAGCGUCAGCCGCAGCAGAACAUCACCCUGGCAGUGAUUCUCCCUCAGAGCAGCAUUAAAUACCCAUGGGCGUGGCCUCGUGUUGGUCCCGCUGUGGAGCGGGCCAUCAGGACUAUCAACUCUGACCCUUCGCUGCUCCCCUACCACAACCUUACCUACAUCUUCAAAAGCAGCGAGGACGAGAGAGGAAUCUGCUCCGAGUCGGUGGCCUCCCUUGAGGCCGUGGACCUAAAAUGGGCUUAUGAUCCGUGGGCGUUUAUCGGACCGGGCUGCACCUACACCGCCGCCCCUGUUGGCAUGUUCACCGCCCACUGGGAAGUACCCAUGAUCACGGCCGGGGCUCCAGCGGUGGGCUUCUAUGACGGCUACCCCUCAGUUACAAACACAGGCCCCACCCACAAGAAGCUUGGCCGGUUCAGCCUGAAGAUCUGCCAGAAGUUUGAAUGGACGCAACACGUGAUUCUGAUGUUUGGCGACGAAAAGGAGGACGACCGGCCGUGCUACUUCACCAUCGAGGGUCUGUACGCCGAGCUGAACCAUGUCAACAUCAGCGCCGAGAACAGCGUUUUCGAGGAGAAUAAGAAGUCCAUCAACUACUCUCAGAUCCUCUCUGACAUCCUGAACGCUGGCCGCGUCAUGUUUGUCUGCUGCUCUCCGGACAUCUUCAGGAAGCUUAUGAUUCACUUCUGGCGGGCCGACCUUCCUCACUCAGAAUACGUGUUUUUUUUCAUCGACCUGUUCGCUGACAGCCUGAACUCCAGAGGCUAUAAGCCGUGGGAGCGAGGAGACGAGGAAGACGCCAUCGCCAAGGAAGCCUUCCAGUGUGUGAAGAUCCUUACAUACCGGGAGCCUCAGAACCCCGAGUACCAACAGUUUGUUUCCAAUUUGAAGGAUGACGCACGGAACAUGUUUAACUACAGCAUGGACGACUCACUGAUGAACAUCAUUGCUGGAGGAUUUUAUGACGGGGUCAUGCUUUACGCUCACGCCCUCAAUGAAACCAUGUCGACUUCUGGAGUCCGACCCCCGGGUAAAAACGUCACAAAGAGGAUGUGGAAUCAAACCUUUAAUGGUGUAACAGGGCCGGUCCAGCUGGAUGAGAAUGGGGACAGGGAAAUGGACUUUGCUUUGUGGGACUUGAUGGACACCAACAGCGGCGUCUACCAGGUGGUUCUGUUCUACAACAGCUCCGAGGAGCACCUGAUGCCUGUUCCUGGAGCAGCUGUGCACUGGCUGGAUGGAAACAAACCUCUCGACGUUCCCGUCUGCGGAUUCAAGAACGACAACCCAAAGUGCCUGACGAAAACCAUCACCAUCCAUCAGAUGAUCUCUAUCGUGGUGUUCUUCAUCCUCACCAUGACGCUGACUGUCGCCAACUUCGUCUACAGGAGGAUUAACCUGGAGAAGGAGCUGGUGGCGCAGCUUUGGAGGAUCUCCUGGGAUGACAUCCAUAUGAGCAACAUGGAUAAGGUUCUACGGAGUGGCAGCAGGAUUACACUGUCACUGAGAGGCUCCAACUGCGGCUCCCUGAUGACCGGAGACGGAAACCUCCAGAUCUUUGCAAAGACCGGAUACUACAAGGGGAACAUCGUGGCCAUAAAAUACUCAAACAAGAAGCGGAUCGAGCUCAACCGAACGGUCCUGUUUGAGCUCAAACACAUGAGAGAUGUUCAGAACGAACACCUGACUCGGUUCAUCGGAGCGUGCAUCGACUCGCCAAACAUCUGCGUCAUCACAGAGUACUGCCCCCGAGGCAGCCUGCCGGACAUCCUGGAGAACGACAGCAUCACUCUGGACUGGAUGUUUAAGUAUUCCCUCAUCAAUGACAUUGUAAAGGGCAUGGUGUUCCUUCACAACAGUGUCAUCGUUUCGCACGGCAAACUGAAAUCGUCAAAUUGUGUCGUGGACAACCGCUUUGUCCUCAAGAUUACCGACUAUGGACUGUCCAGCUUUAGAUCGGAUCUGGACUCAGGAAGCGACGCUCAUGCCUACUACGCCCAAAAGCUGUGGGUUGCUCCAGAGCUGCUACGGAUGGAGUCUCCUCCUCCCCAGGGAACUCAAAAAGGAGACGUCUACAGUUUCGGGAUCAUCCUCCAGGAGGUUGCCCUGCGUCGAGGAGCCUUUUACCUGGAGGGCGAGUUACUGAGCUCCAAAGAAAUCGUGGACCGGGUGAUUCUGGGGGAGUGGCCCUGCCUGAGGCCCACCAUCGACCCGCAGUGUCACAGCCCUGAGCUGGGUCAGCUCAUGCAGCGCUGUUGGGCCGAAGAGCCGACGGAGAGACCCGACUUCAACCACAUCCGCCUGCUGCUGCGCAAACACAACAAAGAGUCCAGGAAAAACAUUUUGGACAACCUGCUGUCCCGCAUGGAGCAGUACGCCAACAACCUGGAGGAACUGGUGGAGGAACGAACCCAGGCCUACCAUGAAGAAAAACGCAAGGCUGAGGCCCUGCUCUACCAGAUAAUACCACACUCCGUGGCAGAGCAGUUGAAGCGCGGCGAGACGGUUCAAGCUGAAGCCUUCGACUCGGUCACCAUCUACUUCAGUGACAUCGUCGGUUUUACCGCCCUUUCUGCAGAGAGCACGCCCAUGGAGGUGGUGACUCUCCUCAACGACCUUUACACCUGUUUUGAUGCCAUCAUAGACAACUUCGACGUUUAUAAGGUGGAGACCAUUGGCGACGCCUACAUGGUGGUCUCAGGGCUGCCGGUGAGAAACGGGAAGCUGCACGGCAGGGAGAUCGCCCGCAUGGCGCUGGCGCUGCUGGGCGCCGUCCGAACGUUUAAGAUCCGACACCGACCGGAGCAGCAGCUAAAGCUGAGGAUCGGCAUACACAGUGGGCCCGUGUGUGCAGGAGUGGUGGGUCUGAAGAUGCCUCGUUACUGUCUGUUCGGAGACACCGUCAACACGUCCUCACGGAUGGAGUCCACUGGAGAAGCGCUGAAGAUCCAUGUAUCGGCGGCGACCAGAGACGUCCUGAUGGACUUCAACUGCUUCCAGCUGGAGCUCCGGGGAACCAUCGACAUCAAAGGGAAAGGAAAGAUGACCACCUAUUGGCUGCUGGGAGAGAGCUGCAGCCAAUGAGAGCGCACAUCGGACGGAGGAGGUCGGUCGUUUCCCUGCUGUGUUUCCAAUGGAGGAUUUGAGGAAAAGCAGCAGAGUUCAAGGAGAAAUGUCCUGCUUCUGGUUCUGUCUGAGGAACAUAGACUCUGAGAUGUGAGGAGGCUCAGAUGGAGGCGAAGGAUCAGACAGGAGCACAGCUUCCUGUGUGAACAUCAUAAUCUGGAUUAAUCCGUCAUCUCCUAUCGGACAGAACCAGAAUGUUUCUGCAGACUCAGCUGAUUCUGCUCUGAUUGAGUUUGGAGUAGAAAAGUCAAUCUGGAACAUUUGGAAAGCCUGCAGCGGGUCAGCAAGACCUGGACCUCAAACUGGUUUGGUUCAGGAGCGGGACGUCCAGGAACGACACGUAACAAAGUCCCAGGAAAAGGGUUCAGACCGUAACCGAGUCCACGGGACAACUCCGAAAACCUUAGGAAGUCUGGAGAACUGCUGACCCAGACCCCUACAGGAAGAAAAAAAAUCAGCACUGGACUAAACUCUGGAUCCGGACUCUGGUUCAGGACGCACCGGAUCUGGACUCUGGAUCAGGACUCUGUAUCUGGAUUCUGGAUCCGGACUCUGGAUCAGGACACUGGAUCCGGACUCUGUAUCUGGAUUCUGGAUCCGGACUCUGGAUCAGGACACUGGAUCCGGACUCUGGAUCUGGACUCUGGAUCAGGAAUCUGGAGCUGGACUUUGGAUCUCAACUCUGGAUCAGGACUCUGUAUCUGGACUUUGGAUCAGGACACUGGAUAUGGAUUCUGGAUCCGGACACUGGAUUAGGAGACUGGAUCCGGACUCUGGAUUCUUGACUCUGGAUCUAGACUCUGGAUCUGGACACUGGAUUCUGGAUCCGGACUCUGGAUCAGGACACUGGAUCC